Molecule: messenger RNA, 1539 nt
Organism: Rhizophagus irregularis DAOM 181602=DAOM 197198
Lineage: Eukaryota; Fungi; Glomeromycota; Glomeromycetes; Glomerales; Glomeraceae
Source: RefSeq, a predicted model, not a curated record
CUGGUCAUAAUAACCAUUACUGCUUGCAAUGGUGAUUAAACGUAAACUUAGGAACUCAACAGCGAAUACAUCUACUCCGGUACCAGAAGUUAAGUCUGAGGAAAUAAAAACUCCUAGUCCUACACCUCCUGUAAAGGUUGAGCGACGCGGACGACCACGUAAAUCUGAGACCAGCGAGGAAAUAACUAACGAUAGACCUGUCAAAGCCUCCCGUCCAAACGAAACGUUUAAAAUUAUUCCCUUUAAUCCUAAAGGUACAACUAGUAAUAGCAAAGGCAAAGAAAAAGAAACAACUCAAUCGCCCACAGAUCUUCCUUCGGAACCUGUGUACAAUGAACCAGUACAACAAUUCGAACCUAACUUUGUUACACUUCCGGAAGCUCCUGUUUUUUCGCCUCUUCCUCAACAACAAUCACAUAUAACACCGCCUAUACAAGGGGCUUCAACUUAUUCAGAUCAGGUCCCAUUAUACGCUAUCCGUUACAUCUCCAAACCAAUCCAGAUAUGUUUUCCAAAAGAAGCACUUUUUAAUUCCUCGUUUGCAAACAAAAUCCAUCUUAACAAUUUUAAUCAGCUAACCGCUCAAGUAAUUAUUUUUCAUAAAAAUGAAUUAUGGGAUGAAGCUAAUAUUUUAGAACGUCUUUAUUAUAAAAAUAAAAAUCAACAUCAACGCGCUGGAUACUUUCGUAAGAUUAUAGAGGUGAGAAAAUUUUUAAAAAGAAUUAAAGAGAUGGGAAUUAAUGAAUUGAUGUCUGGAUUUAUAGAAGCUUUUUAUAGCAAAAAAAUUGGAAAGAUUCGAAGUACAUGGGAUCAAGUGCCAUCUCAAGAAAUGGUUAUUUUUGUCAUGAAUAGAUUAAUUGGCGUGGUAUUAUUGAUGAAUAAGGCUUUGCAAAUAUUCAACGACGCAUUCAAUACUUUUAGUGCUUUAUUACGCCAAACUGAAUUUAUGUCAUUUGCUCUGGCAUGUUUAGCAAUACUUGCAAGAUUUAAUAUUUUGACACGUGUAAUGCUUGAAGAAAUUAAAAAAUGCUAUGGAUUACUAAGAAAUUGGGUUGAAUAUUUUCCGCGAUCUUCACAAACUAUUCCUGAAACAGAUCUUGAUAAUGAAAUUAAUAAAUUACCUGAAUUUCUAUAAAUGUAUACAUAGUUAAAUAAUAAUAUAAAAUCAAAUUUAUCGUUAUAAAGCCGCAUUCUUCUCUAUCUCAUCAACGGGCAGAACAUGAAAAUGUAAUUUAAUAAAUUUAAUAUCACCUGAAGGUAUAAAUGUGUGUGAAUACGAUCAAACAACUAAUGGCGAACACGUAAAUUCAAAGGGCAUCCUUAACGUAUUAACGUAAGGUGGGGCCAUGGGAGUGUAGACCUUUAUCGUAAACCGGGUGUACGAUUAAAAUAUAGCGAAUGUUAUUGGUAGGAUUAGUUUUGUGUACUAAAAGCACAAAAAUAUUAUUUAAAAAAUUCAAUGUUUUACAAAAUAAAAAGAGCGAAGAUGCACCAAAGAAGCGUUUAAACAGAAAUUAUAGAAAAUUACAAAUGAUACUA